Messenger RNA from Oncorhynchus kisutch (coho salmon), 5398 nucleotides. RefSeq names its product claudin-20. Gene Ontology annotation, molecular function: structural molecule activity. The transcript has 2 exons. The record is from RefSeq and is a predicted model, not a curated record. Lineage: Eukaryota; Metazoa; Chordata; Actinopteri; Salmoniformes; Salmonidae. Bases 549 to 1274 code for a protein of 241 amino acids. Gene Ontology annotation, cellular component: bicellular tight junction; membrane.
GCAAAAUAAAUAUAGUACUACGUAGAUGACCCUUCACACACAGUUACAGAGUGUCAGUGUAAACCAUCGUAAGCUUCGCUAUGGUGCAUACUAUUCUGUAGCAGCUCGUCUUUCGAGCCAUGUGACGUAGAGAGAGUCUAUUCUACAGCACUGAAAGGAAAGCAGAGCAACCCCCUUUCAGAAGCGCGGAGUGAGCGUGUGGCUCACGACUGGCUAGGAUGUCCUUUAAUAUACGGUUGCUAUGGAAAUGGAUGACAUGAAAUGGAUCCGUACGGCUAAAAAAUCUCCUCGAACCCUCCUCACCUCGUGUUUUUACAGACAUCACUGCCAACAACCUGACACGUCAUAAGGAGAUCGGCACCAGCCGAGUCCAGUGGAGCCGGCGCUGAGGAAAGGGGCUGAAGAUUGGCCGCUGCCCGCUCUAGCACCAGGAUCCUCUACAGCCGUCUGGGGUGAGGGGUGGAGGAGACGAGGUGCCUGGCUGGGGCUGGGUGGAUGCUGCCUGGAGGAGGGGGGGCCACGGCAGCAGCAGAGGCAGCGGGAGGAAGAUGGCAUCCACAUGCAUGCAGAUCUUCGCCUUCAUCCUGGCGCUGUUGGGCAUCAUGGGGGCCAUGGUGGCCACACUGCUGCCCAAUUGGAAGGUGAGUGCCGACGUGGGCUCCAACAUCAUCACAGCCAUCUCCCAGAUGCAGGGGCUGUGGAUGGACUGCACCUGGUACAGCACCGGCAUGUUCAGCUGCACCUUGAAGUACUCGGUGCUGUCGCUGCCCGCCUACCUGCAGACUGCCCGCACCACCAUGGUGCUGUCCUGUGUGAUGGCUGCCAUGGGCCUGUGCCUUGCAUCCCUGGGGCUCAAAUGUACCCGCUGGGGGGGCGGCCGGCGCUCCAAGAGGCACGCGGCCAUCGCCAGCGGGGGCUGCUUCAUCGCCGCCGGCUUCCUGUGCCUGGUGCCCGCUUCCUGGUUCACCAACGAGGUCAUCACUAACUUCCUGGACCGCAGUGUGCACGAGAGCAAUAAGUUUGAGCCCGGGGGGGCCGUGUACGUGGCCUUCCUGUCGGCAGGCUUCCUCUUCGUGGGGGGGUCCAUCUUCUGCGUGUCUUGCUCGGGGAAGAGGCCCGGUCACCAGGACAUGAUCUUACUGCCCCCCCCCAACAAACUCAUACUGCAGCAGCAACAGCAGCUCCUACAGCAACAGCAGCAGGACCAGCACCAGUACUGCUCCCUCUCCCCACUAGACAAUAAGACAGGCUACAGCCUGCAGGACUAUGUGUAGGCUAAAGCAACACGCCACUUGCUACUGCUAGGCAAACCAGUUAGGGGAACAACCAGGGCUUACACUGCGUAAGAGAUUGAGGAGGAGACUAGAGCAGAGGGGAAGGACUUUGAUGGCGUCUCUUUCCCUCCUUUCCCCUCUUUCUGUUCUGCAAGCACAAGCAGUGGAGGUAUUCCCCGAGCAGCCCCUUGGAACAGACGGACGGAUGGUGAAUGUGAAACGCAGCGCAGCCGGGGGAGGAAGGGAAGCGCUGCAGAAUGGGAGGGGAGACGCAGCGACACAUGCAGAUACCCCAGCAAUCAUCAGUAAAUCCAUUAAGACUUCCCGGGGGAAUGGAUUAGCUGAUAACAAGCCUCCCGUUAAUUUCCUUUUCCUCGCCAAAGGUUUGAAUUAAUAAGCAAUCAUUUAGCUGCUAAUAAUCGUUUGGUAACCACCCAUUCGGCAAGUCGGCAAUAUUGCUAUUAUUGUCUCAGAGGCAAUAACAGUACGUGCAAUUCCCUUUUCAUAAGCAAGCUACUGUUGUUUUGAACUAUCCACUAGAUAUGCUAGUUGUUGGGACUGAUUUAAGUCUUAUUUUUGGUAGCUAAAAGACUGAUAUUUUGCCUAAGCAUGCUGUUUGGAGCCUGUCUGUGUAUAUUGCAGAGGAAUGCCUGUUAGAGACAGACGUAUGUAGUGUAGCCAACGCAAUGCCUAAAAAGCUGUAGUAUGUUAUCCUUCCCAUUGAAACUGUUCAAAGAGUGCUGUCAGAAUUAAUACAAAGGGUGCUGGGCUUGGAGAUCGAACAGAAUGGCAUAUAAACUAAAUCCUGUAACUCACCCUGCAGGUAGAGACAGAGACACAGAGAGAGAAAGAGACAGACAGAGAGGGAGGGACAAACAGUGAGAGAGACACACAGACAGAAAGAGAGACAAACAGUGAGAGAGAGGGAGAGAGGGAGGGACAAACAGUGUGAGAGACACAGACAGAAAGAGAGACAAACAGCGAGAGAGAGGGACAAACAGUGAGAGACAGACACAGAGAGAGACAGACAGAGAGGGAGGGACAAACAGUGAGAGAGACGCACAGACAUAAAGAGAGACACACAGACAGAAAGAGAGACAGACAGAGAGGGAGGGACAAACAGUGAGACACACACACAGACAGAAAGAGACUAACAGCGAGAGAGAGGGACAAACAGUGAGAAACACACAGACAUAAAGAGAGACAGACAGUGAGAGACAGAGACAGAGACAGUCCCACCUCCAGCAGAGUGGACUGUAUGACAUACUUUACUAUUAAGCUCCAAAACAAAAAGGAGCUGCCUUCUUCAGGCUGGGCUACACACUACUUACUUCAUGCAUUACGCAUACAAAACACUCCUACACCCACAGACGCACAGUUCACACCCACCCACACAUAGAUUACACAACCACACACUGAGGCACACACACACAGAUACAAAAACCCACACAAACUGUACCCUCUGCCUCACUGGGCUGUGUGUGCUUUUCAUCCUGCUGUCCGCCUCCUCACUGCCAUGGAAACGGGAUCCUGCGCCCAAAUAUCUUUAUUGUCUGUGAUUGGGGGUGGGGUGUCAGCCUGUACUUUGAGGUUGGUUAGGGGGGCAUCUCUCCCUCCCCAUGGCCCCAUAAGCCUUGUGAAGAGCCUCCACACAUGCACAGCUGCUUCACUAAUCCCCUUUAUUAGCCCAGUGACAGGAAGCACCAAGCCACCGUUACACCCAGGUCUGUCUGGGAAAUGCUCUCUUUAUGUUGUCCCAUAUUACACUGUGUCUGACAUGCAAUUAGUGUUAUGGGGAAAAAGGGCUGUGUUUUGAAAAGUCAGGCUGAUUAUUAGAAUUGUAGAUCAGUAGGUAGAAAAUGGCCCUUGCAAUGCCAGGAUAGAGGGUUCGAUUCCCGGGUCCACCCAUACGUAAUAUGUAUACACGCUUGACUAAGUCGCUUUGGAUAAAAUCGUCUACUAAAUGGUAUAUAUUAUUAACUGCAGCAGUGUGGCAGAUGUGCCUCAAUCUAGAAAACGGUUUGAGGUAUUCCACUAUGUGACGUUUAGUGCGUCAGCAGUGCAUAUGCUACUGUUCAGCACCUGCAGGAGAUUAGCUUUAACUUUAGCCACACAAAGUUAAAGCAACUUCUCUGUGCCAUUCUCAUCUUUCCUAUAGUACCUGUCAGCUUCGCUCUCCUCUACCUCUCCCUGGUCUCUCCAUCUAUAGCAGUAUUUUUCUAAAGGGAAGUAAAGCAGCAUUUCUCUCUGACUGACAGGGAACACUGUUGCAUGUUAAGAACAUGCUGGUCAGCACACACACACACACACAAAACUCCCGCCACCAACUCAUUUCCCAGGGCUGCUACUGCGCUUUAACACAGUCAAGUUCUCAUGUGUGUCUGUACACAGCUGAGAGGAAGGGAAGAUGUGCUGUCUCCAGCCUGAAAUGGCUGCUCUGGUGACAGGCCCUGGCAGUGAUGUGUGGCGCAGACCGCGUGUUGUUCAUUCUCUAACACACUGUUUUUUACAGGGCGAGCAGAUGGCUAAGCCCAGCUCGCCACCUGCAGGCGGCUGCCUGCACACUGGAGGCAUCACUAUAGGUCCUGGCAGCCUGUUUCAUACCCCAUGUAUAGAGAAGAGAGGACCGGACUGGGCAUCAGUAUAAUGAUCCAAUGCCCAGGCACCCCUUACGAAUGCAAUAAAAUGAUGACAAGAAUGUCAAUGUGCCCUCGUGAACAAUCUGAAUACAUACCAACACAUACGUGUUGGAGAAUGUGCCAAAUCACCUCCUGUCAAGUUUGAUACUGCAUGUAGUUCAUGCGGUUUACUUUUUUUAAAUUACAUUUGUUUGUAUGUGAAUUAUACAUUGGCAUAUGGUUUUAUGGAGUAAUUAUUUGUUGUGCGAGGCCAAGUCUCUUGAGUAAGCUAGACACUUGUGUACAGUAGGAUGCAGCUUUCCAUGGUUCUUUUUUCAACCUUAUUAUUCCAAAGCACACAAUCAUUUCAGAUGCAAACUAUUCUGAUUUCGUCGGGAAAGCCUUGAACACUUGUUUAUUUUUUUAUUUGUUGUAAUGUUUAAAUCGUGCUUCUGCAGAGAACAGUAUGCAUUUGGCUAGGACAUUUGUGGACGUAAUUAGAUUUUUUUUCUGCCAAGGUAACUUUCUUUCCUAUUUAGUUCAAAUGUCUUUUAUCAUGUUCAUACACUGCAUCUUCUUCAUAAGAAGAAUACUUGACUGCACCUUUGCUUGUGUUACCUUGUUGGACAGCGCAGUUUGUUUCAAGCGGCUGAGCAUUGCAAGUCCUCUGGACCGGUUCAAAUGUACGUAACACAACUGGCAGUCUGAAAAAGAGCAAAGCCAUUUCUGUCUGAUGUGAUUUGAGCAGGCCAAUGUGAGCUGGAGGUUUGUUCCGUUGUGUAGAUGUGCAGCCUGUUCCUCAGCCAGCGCACCAUUUCAUUAGCUUCAAAUGGUCUAGAUGUCUAAACAGCUGCAACUCUCCUGCAGAACCAAGACAGGAAUUAUCAUUUUGAUAAUUGCAGCUUAUUUUCGUGGAUGCUUCAGCAUUUCUUAAUUUGCCAGAGGAUUUUCAACAGUUCAAGUGUUCUGGUUACUGUUGUCUAAAUGUGCUUGUGCAAGUAGUUAUAUUUUUUACCAAUAAAAAAAUAUUUUGUGGAAGCAGGGCAAUAUGCCUAUAUUAAAUGACUGUGUGUACGUGUGUGAGCAGUUUGAGAUGGCUCUCAGCUUCCUGCCAAAAACACAGAUUUCUGGAAGGUACUGGUUGUACCGUGCGUAGGCAAGCAGGCAGGCUGUCUCUUCAUACUGUUCUUAUAGCCUCUAUACACACACACACACACACACACACACACACACACACACACACAGCAGCUCUCUGAAAAACAGCUCAAAGAAGAGACGGAGGAUUUCACUCCCUUCAUGAACACGUAUCCAUAAAACAUUACAUACCGUCUGCAAAUUGGAUGAAAAAAGCCGAAACACUCUCCAUAAAGCACGUUCAGAAUCCAGCUCUCUCUCAUUGAGAUGUAAACACAAUACUUCAGAGGUAUGGAGAGAGCAUCAGCAAGUGGCAUGAAAUAACUAACCCUGUGAGAGUUGUGGCAAAUGGGGAUUAUUUUGUCUGAGUGU